CCAUGCAUCGCAUGCCAGCUCUGUAGGAUCCCUCCCCCUGCCUCCCUCUAGCUACCUCUACGAUGGACGCCGACCGCCACUCCCACACCACAGACAGCCAACAAACAAGAACAGGCAGCGUGACUCUCGAGCCGCAUCAUACCUCUCCUCUCGACGAGACGUGGAUGAAGCAAGCCAUCCCUCCCGCAGUCCCGCCAAAGCAAGGCCCGUUGCCAGAAAACGACGGACCACAACCCCUUGCAGCACACUACACACCCCAUGAGUACGUCGACGUCAACGGGGUCCGGAACAAGGCGCUCCAUGUCACACCGAUGACGUCCGCCGGGUUUGAGAAGUUCUCUCAACAUGUGCAGCCGCCGCCAGCAGCAACAAAACGGACGUGGGAACAGAGGAUAUAUGGGAUGCGAAGGUCGACGUUUGCGUUGGUUGUUGCUUUGGUCGUUACCGUGGCGGCGGCGAUUGGGUUGGGUGUUGGACUGGGGGUGGGGUUGAGGCAGACGGGCGGUGGUGGAAGUCAUGAUGGAGGUACAACAACCACAGAUCCAUCCGCUUGUCCCGCCGCCCAGCAGUCCCAAAUCACCACUUCUCUCUCCUCCACCUUGACAACAGCAACAACAGCAUCGUCAUCACAACCGACCACCACAGAUACCAGUAGAGCAACAGUUACAGCCACAACCAUCACCAUCCAAACCCUACCUCUAUCAACCUCCACGCCCAACAUAAACGCCCAGUCGCACCUCACCUGCCCAACCUCCAAUUCCACCAUCCUCCUCUCCUCCUUCUCCCCUUCCUCCUCCCUCUCCCCCUCCUCCUUCUCCCCCCAGCCCCAAGCAUCAGAACCCCAACCGCUCAAAUACCAAAUCCUCUGCGACUCCAACCUCCCCCCUUUCCCCCCCGGCCUCCUCCCCAUCAUCAAAACAAGACUGGACCUCGCCGGCCCUUUGAGGGGUGUGCAGACAACUCGAACAAUGCUGGGGCAUGUGCGACGGGAUCAAUUUUUUUCUGGAAAGAAAAGACGUGGCGGCUGUUUGGAAUUAUGUAUAUCGAUGGGCCGAAUAAGGGGGAGUGUUGGUGUGUUGCUGGUACGGGCCCUACGGGGAAGGGGCAGCUGAGAGUGGUGGGGAAUGAGGGGGUUGGGGUUGUUGUUAGGCCUUUAGUUGGGAUGGCUGAAUGAGGACGACCACGGAAGAUGUUAAGAGAAAGGAAGGCAUCAUGCUUGCUACCUUAGUGAAGCGGUUAGGUUAGGUAGUUUUUGAACCUAUUACAUACAUGGCCGCCUUUAUAACACCAUAGACACGACACCGAAUACUUCGAGGUGGUGAUGAUGUCUGUCGCACUCGCUCAUUCACGGUCCUACCUAGAGGUGUACCUAGCA
Molecule: messenger RNA, 1375 nt
Organism: Neurospora tetraspora
Lineage: Eukaryota; Fungi; Ascomycota; Sordariomycetes; Sordariales; Sordariaceae
Exons: 3
Coding region: 63-1112 (349 amino acids)
Source: RefSeq, a predicted model, not a curated record